This is a messenger RNA of Plenodomus lingam JN3, 1941 nucleotides long. NCBI's taxonomy places the organism in Eukaryota, Fungi, Ascomycota, Dothideomycetes, Pleosporales, Leptosphaeriaceae. The record is from RefSeq and is a predicted model, not a curated record.
AUGUCUUUCCUCGGUGGUGCAGAAUGCUCUACCGGCGCCAAUCCACUCAACCAAUUCACCAAGCACGUACAGGAUGACAAGUCGCUACAGCGGGAUCGCCUGGUCGGGCGCGGACCUGGCGGGCUCCAGGAGAGCAUGCGAAGCCAGCAGAUGGGCGGUGGCUCAGACGGUAUGAUGAACGAGUUCAUGCAGCAGAAUGCACAGCUGUCCCAGGGUGCCGGCCCCGCCUCACCCUUUGCCAUGGAGCAGAUGCGCAGAGAACUGGAGAGGGCCCAGCAUAGCGCCUCGCCCGCCUGGGCAGCAGAGUUCGAUCCGGGCAUGCAGGCACCCCAGAUGGGCCCCGCGAUGCAAGAGCGGACCGCAGGCUUCAAUCCCGCAGAAUUUGCCAAAUUCCAGCAGAUGAACCCGGCCGCACGCACGGCGAGCCCGACGACGGCGCCCCAACCCUCCAUGCAGGGCUAUCAGCGGCCCAUGUACGGCAUGAAUGGUAUGGGCAUGGGCGGCAUAGGCGGCAUGGGCAUGGUGGGCGGUAUGGGCAUGAUGCAACAGCAACCGUACGCGCCCCAGAACUUUCAAGAGCCCAUGCAGGACUCGGGCAAGGGCAAGGGCCGCAUGGUGGAGCUCGACGACCAGGACUGGGAGGCCCAGUUUGCGCAGCUGGAGCAGACGGACCAGCUCGACACGGAGGCGCUCGACGCCCAGGCGAACAAGGACAUCGAGGCCGAGCUCAAUGAGCUGGACAGGUCAGUAGCCCAGGAGGCCGUUGAUUUUGGCGACUUCGAGUCCGUCUGGAAGGGGAUCCAAGCUGAGACUGAAUAUGCUAGGCAACUGGCCAACGAGGACAACUUUGUCGAAGGGCACGUGGGCGAUCUGGACCAGUGGGAGGGCUUCGACGGCUUGAACACGCACUCGGUCCGCGACCCUGCCAUGGGCGAUUACCUGUUCGAGCAGGAGAACCUGUUCACCAACGUUACCAACCCCUUCGAAGAGGGCAUCAAGAUCAUGGAGGAAGGCGGGAACUUGUCUCUUGCCGCGCUUGCCUUUGAGGCGGCUGUGCAGAAAGACCCAAAUCACAUCGCCGCCUGGGUAAGACUGGGAGAGUCUCAGGCACAGAAUGAGAAGGAAACGCCGGCGAUACGCGCCUUGGAGCACGCGCUGAAACAGGACCCCUCCAACCUCGAGGCCCUGAUGGGCCUUGCAGUAUCCUACACGAACGAGGGCUACGAGAGCACCGCAUAUCGGACCCUCGAACGAUGGCUUGCCACAAAGUAUCCCUCCCUCAUCAAGGAACCGCUGUCCUCCGACGCCGACAUGGGCUUCACUGAUCGCCAUCUACUUCACGAAAAAGUCACAAACCUGUUCAUCGAGGCUGCCCAACUCUCGCCAUCUGGUGAACAGAUGGAUCCGGAUGUCCAAGUUGGUCUCGGCGUCUUAUUCUACGGUGUAGAAGAGUAUGACAAGGCUGUCGACUGCUUCGGCGCCGCGCUCGCCUCCACCGAGUCAGGCGUUUCGAAUUCUUCAUCACAAGUCCAUCUCCUCUGGAACCGACUUGGUGCAACGCUCGCCAACUCGGGUCGAAGCGAGGAAGCCAUCGACGCCUACUCACGUGCACUUGCUCUUCGUCCCAACUUUGUGCGCGCACGAUACAAUCUUGGUGUAUCUUGCAUCAACAUUGGCUGCUUCACGGAAGCGGCCCAGCAUUUGCUGGGGGCUCUAGCCAUGCACAAGGUUGUGGAGAAGGAAGGCAAGGAAAAGGCCAGGAAAGUCGUCGGUGAGGGAGUGUCGGAAAGUCAGCUUGACAACAUGAUUCAACAGAAUCAGAGUACAAAUCUAUACGAUACGCUGAGACGAGUGUUUGGCCAGAUGGGCAGGCGUGACCUGUCAGACAUUGUGGGACCGGGUAUGGACGUAGAGCGAUUUCGAGGAGAGUUUGAGUUUUGA